UGGCGUUGGACACCGUACCUUUACUAUAAAUGGCAGGAUUUGACGAAAAUCUCCAGAGAAUAAGAUUGUACAGCCACUCAUCUAUGUGUUCUUAUUACCUUCCGGUGCAUUACGAAAGACGAAUACACUCAAAAAACACCCGGACAGGACGAACGGCAAUGGACUGCCCAUCAUCGUGCGACGACAACACCAACAACAACAACAUCAGUAGUGGUAGACGCGAUGAUCAACCCAGAUGCCCGGACAGGUGCCCGCGGUCGUGUCCAGAGUCGGAAGAGCCGCGGAAGAACCCUUGCGAACAAGAGGAGGAAAACAAAUGUUUGACCGCGAUCGAGAAGCGUAAGGUGUGCAACGUGCGCGCGAACCUGGCGGAGCAGCUGAACUGCAACGACGGUGGCCGGGGCGUGAGGUUGGGUCGCGAAUCCGAAGAGUAUAGGGCGUGCAGCUGCCCGGACCCGGUUGACCGAAUCGUCGAGGAAGGUCUGGCGGCCCAAUGCGGGGAGGUGUCUUCGUCUUUCGAGUCGGGAGCGUGUGGCGGCGGCGGCGGCGGCUACGAGCCGGACUACUACGAUGACCACGCGGACAUGCGGAACUGGCAGGAGCACCGUGGGAACAGGGAAACGUCGCGGCGGACCAGGCGCCACAACGCGCGACCGGAUUGUACGCGGCCGCCACCGUUCACGAAUAUGCGUUUACAGAUGACGCGGGAACAGGAGUUUACUUUGCACGAGGAAUUGUGCGCCGAGCUGGCCAUGGUGGAACGUCAUCGGGAGGUGCUGAAACAGUGCAUAGAGCGUCAGCAGCAGGAUAUGGAUCGACCGCCGCCGCCAGAGCAGCAGCAACAGCAGCUCCGGAGCAGGAUAAGCGCGCAGAAACAGGGAGUGCAGGAGCUCCGGCAACAGUUGGAAGCGCGACGACAACGCGAGCAACAGGAUGUCGCCGACGGAGCCGGCCGUUGCUGUAAGACCCCCGCAGCCAACCCGCAGCGGCGCAGGGUGUCGUACCAACCGCCGUCACCCUGCGAUAGCAGCGUCUCCUCCGCGGACAACAGUAAUUGCGGUCAGCAGCAGCAGCAACCGCGUCCCUGCGCUCCGGCCACCCCCGUAAGCUGUCCGAGACGUCGCGUGCCGUAUCAACCGCCGUCGCCCUGCGACAGCAGCGCGUCCUCGGCGAACGACAGUAACUGCGGCCAGCAACAGCAGCAACCGCGUCCUUGCGCUCCGGCCACCCCCGUAAGCUGUCCGAGACGUCGCGUGCCCAGCGCGUCCUCGGCGAACAACAGUAACUACGGCCAGCAGCAGCAGCAGCAGCAGCAGCAGCAGCAGCCGAAUCCUUGCACUCCGGCCAACACCAGCUGUCCGAGACGUCGCGUGCCAUAUCAACCGCCGUCACCCUGCGACAACAGUGCGUCCUCGGCGAACGACAGUAACUGCGGCCAGCAGCAGCAGCAGCCGAGUCCUUGCGCUCCGGCCUCCACUAGCUGUUCAAGACGUCCCGCACCGUUACAGCCGCCGUCGUCGUCCUGCGAUAGCAGUACGUGCAGCAACGGCAGCAGCAGCAUCGCGAACUGUUCCCGGAUCCCUUCGCGCCGAUCCAGCUGCGACCGCGGUCCGUGCGGCACGUCGACCCCGAGGGUCGCCAGAAGGGCCACAAGCCGUUCAGACGCGCCGUUGAACAUAAGCCGCAUCAGCCAGAGGUCCACGACCGAAGAUCGAAGCGAACAGCGGGUCACCCCUGGUGCGUCUAACGGGACCCCGCACUGCGAGAAAAAUGCGUGCGGUUGCGGCGAAAACAAGCGGCAACAAAACGGCCAAGGAUAA
Sipha flava (yellow sugarcane aphid) is the source of this 1820-nucleotide messenger RNA. Its product is annotated as nucleolar and coiled-body phosphoprotein 1-like. The record is from RefSeq and is a predicted model, not a curated record. NCBI's taxonomy places the organism in Eukaryota, Metazoa, Arthropoda, Insecta, Hemiptera, Aphididae. The transcript has 3 exons. The coding region runs from base 30 to 1820 and encodes 596 amino acids.